CUCAGGACCCGGCUCCAGGUGCUGAUCUGAUCCCCAGCUGAUACCAUGUGCGACGACGAGGAGACUACCGCUCUGGUGUGCGACAAUGGCUCUGGUCUUGUGAAGGCUGGCUUCGCCGGAGAUGACGCACCUCGUGCUGUCUUUCCCUCGAUUGUCGGUCGCCCACGUCACCAGGGCGUCAUGGUCGGUAUGGGUCAGAAAGACUCCUAUGUUGGUGAUGAGGCUCAGAGCAAGAGGGGUAUCCUCACUCUGAAGUAUCCUAUCGAGCACGGCAUCAUCACUAACUGGGACGACAUGGAGAAGAUCUGGCACCACACCUUCUACAAUGAGCUGCGCGUGGCCCCCGAGGAGCACCCCACCCUGCUCACCGAGGCUCCCCUCAACCCCAAGGCCAACCGUGAAAAGAUGACCCAGAUCAUGUUUGAGACCUUCAAUGUGCCAGCCAUGUACGUUGCAAUCCAGGCAGUGCUGUCCCUGUACGCUUCUGGCCGUACCACAGGAAUUGUGCUGGACUCUGGUGACGGUGUGACCCACAAUGUCCCCAUCUAUGAGGGCUACGCUCUCCCUCACGCCAUUAUGCGCCUGGACCUGGCCGGUCGUGACCUGACAGACUACCUCAUGAAAAUCCUGACAGAGCGCGGCUACUCUUUUGUUACCACUGCUGAGCGUGAGAUUGUGCGUGACAUUAAGGAGAAGCUCUGCUACGUGGCCCUUGACUUUGAGAACGAGAUGGCCACAGCGGCCUCCUCAUCCUCCCUGGAGAAGAGCUAUGAGCUGCCCGACGGUCAGGUCAUCACCAUUGGUAACGAGCGUUUCCGCUGCCCUGAGACGCUGUUCCAGCCUUCUUUCAUUGGCAUGGAAUCAGCUGGUAUCCAUGAAACCACUUACAACAGCAUCAUGAAGUGCGACAUUGACAUCAGGAAGGAUCUGUACGCCAACAACGUCUUAUCCGGCGGCACCACCAUGUACCCCGGUAUCGCUGACCGCAUGCAGAAGGAGAUCACUGCCCUGGCUCCCAGCACCAUGAAGAUCAAGAUCAUUGCCCCACCUGAGAGGAAGUACUCUGUCUGGAUUGGUGGCUCUAUCCUGGCCUCCCUGUCCACAUUCCAGCAGAUGUGGAUCAGCAAGCAGGAGUACGACGAGGCUGGCCCGUCCAUCGUCCACAGGAAGUGCUUCUAAGCGACAGCUUCCAAUUGUUACCUCCCCCUGCAUAUGCCAAAGUUAAGGCUUCUGGCAAAUCCAGACGCCCUUUCUUUAAUUCUUGUCAAUGUACAGUUUGUUUACACAGAAGUGCAAUUUAUAUUUGGAUAUUUAUUGGUUUAUAAAUAAACAAGAC
Messenger RNA from Megalops cyprinoides (Indo-Pacific tarpon), 1336 nucleotides. RefSeq names its product actin, alpha cardiac muscle 1. Bases 46 to 1179 code for a protein of 377 amino acids. Gene Ontology annotation, molecular function: myosin binding. The transcript is spliced from 7 exons. The record is from RefSeq and is a predicted model, not a curated record. NCBI's taxonomy places the organism in Eukaryota, Metazoa, Chordata, Actinopteri, Elopiformes, Megalopidae. Gene Ontology annotation, cellular component: sarcomere; actin filament. Gene Ontology annotation, biological process: heart contraction; actin-myosin filament sliding; actin filament organization.